AUGUUUGGUGCUCUCCCGCCGAUAGAACCCAGGGAUUCGCAUACCCUAUGGUACUCAUCCUCAUACACAGGACGAUCGGUAACCAGCUCUUCCCAAAACACAGUUGCCGGCGGGCAACCCCCACAACCUGGCCGUCGAAAUGGCCGGUCUCAAGGAGCAAACACUCCUCUCUUCUCAGCUUCAUUUGACCCACUCUCUACACUUCUCGCCGAAGAACGUGCUCUUAAACUACGAAAACAGAACAUUGCAUCCUUUGGGUUUUCAUGGAUUCGACCCGCAGGUUUCCCCAAGACCAUGAUGGGCCUUCGAGAAGAGGAGAUGGAGUGUGAAGAGGGUACUGGCGCGGGGUUAGGUGAGGGCGAUAUAGAAGAAGAAGAAGAGUUCAUGGAAGGAAUUGAAGGCGGCGAGGGAGGUAUGGGGCUAGAUGGUGCUGGGGAGGGCGAAGAAGGGGAUACUGGUAUGGAGAGAGAUUUAGACGGUGAUAUUCCUGACGGCGACGGGGAAGGGUUUGGGCUAAUAGAGGAAGGUGAGGAGGGGUAUGACGAUGAGGAAGAAGAGUUUCUGGAUGAGGAGGAAGAAGGGAUGAUGGAGAGGGAUCUGGAUGAUGAUGUUCCUGAGGCUCCGGACGGUGAUGAGGAGGAUGAAGAGGAGGAGGAUGACGACGACGGGGACGAUGAUGAAGACGAAGAAGAGGAAGAAGGGUAUGGCGACACUAGUGAGGUGCGCAGUCCUCCUGGUACGACGCCAAAUAGUAGGACGCCUCGCGAGUCGAGUAUGAUGAUGGAGCGAGAUCUAGACGGCAGCGUCCCGGAUGCGCCACGGGAGACUCCCUCGCAACAGCAGGAAUGGGAACAUACGGACUCUGAUGAAGAUAUUUAUGAUGAUGACGACGAGGAAGAGAAUGAAGAAAACGAGCAAGAAGAGGAAGAUGAGGGCCAUUCGAGGUUAAGUUGGGCCAGCCUACCUCCGGGAUAUAUACCCCAACUCACGCCCUCAGGGCCACGGCGAGAAACCGAAGCCGAACGGCUGUUCCUUGAAAGAUGGGGAGGAAACGAUGAUAGUAUAGAUCUUGGAUCAAGCAGCAUCCUACCGGCCAAUCCGCUGAGUAUAUCUCGACGACGGAGCCGGAGACAUGCAGACGAGGACUCUGAGCUAGAAGACAUGUGA
Nannizzia gypsea CBS 118893 is the source of this 1167-nucleotide messenger RNA. RefSeq lists its product as hypothetical. Gene Ontology annotation, cellular component: anaphase-promoting complex. The transcript is spliced from 2 exons. Gene Ontology annotation, biological process: anaphase-promoting complex-dependent catabolic process. The record is from RefSeq and is a predicted model, not a curated record. NCBI's taxonomy places the organism in Eukaryota, Fungi, Ascomycota, Eurotiomycetes, Onygenales, Arthrodermataceae. Bases 1 to 1167 code for a protein of 388 amino acids.